Molecule: messenger RNA, 1082 nt
Organism: Pocillopora meandrina
Lineage: Eukaryota; Metazoa; Cnidaria; Anthozoa; Scleractinia; Pocilloporidae
Source: the annotation of a GenBank genome assembly
AUGGCUUUCCUUGAAGUGAAGAUCCUUUUGUCUUGUGUUUUUCUGAUAUACACUAACGUGGAAGCGGCUCCAUCACCAAAGGUAAGACAAGUGCACAAACUGUUCAUAAUUUUCUGUAGCUCGAUGGUAGGGCGUCAGACUGCGAAUACAGAACAUUUCGGGUUCGAUUUCUCGUUGGAGGUUAGUUUUUUUCUUUGUACCUCACUCGAGAGAGUUAUAUACUCAUAUAUCUUUUAUCGACGAUCCAGCUUUCAUUUCGUCACCUUUCUUUAAAAACUAAUGCCUUCACUCCCUUCCGUAAGGGAACAUUAACUCUUGAUUUCAGGCUUUGUUAUCUAUUUCAACCAGUCUAUCAGAGAGGGUUUAUGCUAUCUGUCAUAAUCAAGUUCUACAGUUUUGCAUUCGUUUAAAAAAUUAAAUAACAAGUCUAAAUCUUUUUCAAGUGAGAAUUUGAAAACUAGAGUCAUUAGUCGUAGACAUCCUAUAAAAAUGUUCGACUCUAGUCUUUAGAAAAUUAAGAUAUAGUCAAGUCCCCGUAAACGUGGGUUAGAAAGUUUCAUAUUCUUCGGUAUUAAACUGAUACUCGUAUUUUUUUAUCUUAUUAUAGGACCCGUAUCGGCCUCUGGGUCACAUCGAAGCCAGCUCGUUGCGUGAAGUUUCCUAUGAAAAAGGGCAAGGUUGUUCUGAUCUUUUCUUGUUGCUUCAACGACUUUCUCACUUUUACUAAUGGUCAACUCGAAAAUUUCCUUACAGAGAUUACAGACUGGGAUAUGGAAAAUGGGUACAGCCUUCUCGAGGGCGGCAUGAUAUACACUGAUGGACAUCUGAAGGUGCCUGAAGAUGGGGUGUACUAUAUUUACGCACAACUGUACUUUCACAGCACCGGGAGAGUGCGGGUUUUCAAGAAUUACGAGGAACCUCUCACCAUGGCUAACUAUCCUGACGUAUCGGAAGGAUCCAAAUAUGCAGGGGGAGCGUUUCGUCUAGAGGCUGGUGACACCAUAUCGUUAGUAGCCGCGACCAGUGUCAAACUUUACAUGGCUCCUUAUCAUAGUUACUUUGGAGCGUUCCUGCUUCAGUGA